GCUAGAUUUGUACUCAAAAUUUUGUAAACACGUUUUGAAAUUGUUAUUUCUCAGCACAUGUUAAGCCAGAAAUUUCUUUAAAUUUAAAUUGUUUUGUUUGAUUUUAUUGUUUUUAUAAUGGUUCGGACUAAAUUUGAAGAUGCAAAAGCAGCCAAGGAACAGUUACUCAUUCCAAUAGAUAAAAAAUGGUGGCAAUUAAGACCUGAUUUAUCUGCUAUCAAAAUAAAGUCAGCUCUCAAUUCAGAUGAGGAGAGUCUUCGUCAAGAGGCUGAAUAUUUACUUGAAACGGAUCGUAAAAAAUAUUUAGCUUACAAACAAGCAGCAGAAAAAUCGGAUUUCAAUUGGAUAACAUCUGUCAUUAAAAGUGGUACAUUUACUGAUCGACUCUCAGCUAAUACUCUGUUAAUUCAAGAUUCCCCGAUUCACAAUUUACACUCUCUACACAAGCUUAUAGACAUAGUUGACUCAAAAGGUAUCAGAGAAUGUCUCAUGUCAAUGGAAAAUUUGAAAGAACUCUUUCUUGGUGAUUUACUUUUGAAAGAUAAAAAAUUAAAAACCUUCUCAGAGCUUAUCGGAUAUUUACAUAACAAGCAAGGAGAUCAACGUAAUCGUCAAUUAGUUAUUUUCCAUUUUGAAGAUAAGUUAUUGUCAGAGUAUCGACGAUUUUUGGAAAUAUUAGCUAAAGUUUCAAUGGAAGGAAAUGAUGCUGUGAAAAGUAAAGCUGUUAAUGUGAUGUUCGAAUUACUCUCUGAAAGACCAGAGCAAGAGCAAUUUUUAUUGGAAAAACUAGUGAAUAAGCUUGGUGAUCCCAUUCCAAAAAGAGCAGCUCAUGUAGCUAACUUACUUGUAAAAUUGGUAAACCUGAAGCAUCCUAAAAUGAAGGAAAUUGUUGUUAAAGAAGUAGAACAAAUACUUUUCCGUCAACAUAUAUCAGAACUAGCCCAAUUUCACGGACUGUGUUUCUUAAGUCAAGUUUUACUUGAACACAGAGACAAAGAUUUAGCGUCGAGAAUGAUAAAUAUUUAUUUCAAUUUUUUUGAUGCCUCUACAAAAAAAGAAGACGUUAAAAACAAGAUGAUGAACGUUUUAAUCACUGGAGUAUCACGAGCCAUGCCAUAUGCAAACAUGAAACCAGAGCUAUUAGAAAAAAGAUUGGAAUCGUUUUACAAAGUCAUUCAUCUCGUAAAUCAGAAUACUUCUGUUCAAGGAAUGGUCUUGAUAUUCAAUCUCAUGGAUAGCAAAGAUUCAGGAUUAAUAAGCGAUAGAUUGUAUACAAUGUUGUACCGUAGUCUUCUAGAUAUCAACAUGGAAACUUGUUCCAGACGAGCUCUUUAUUUGAAUUUAUUAUUCAAAGCGAUGAAAAGAGAUCCUGUUCCUCAUAGAGUGAUAGCUUUCAUGAAAAGACUUCUCCAGAUAUGUCUUUAUCAGCCACCAUCAAUUGUGUGUGGUAUUUUGGUUUUGAUUUCUUCUAUUGUUAAAAUUAAACCAGAGCUACAAGGAACUCUGAAACCUGUUCAAGUGAGUAAAAUUUUGACCGAAGAUGACGAAGACGAGCAUUACGAGGAUAUUGAAAUAGAUGACGAGGAGGAGGAAGAAGACAAUAAAUCUAAAAAGAGCAAAAGUCACAAGGGUGAAAGUUUGAAGGAAAAAUCCAAACUCAGCAAAAAGAAGAAAGAUAAGGCUAUGAAAGCUGCAAAAGUUGAUAGCGUGGAAACAAAUGGAGUUGAAAAAGAAAAAGGAAAAUCAACUGCUCCUGUGACUUGGAUGCAUAAUAAAAAUUUGAAGAAUGAACAAAAUUCAACAGUCUACGACAUCUCAGCUAGGAAUCCAAUUUAUGCAAAUGCCAAAUACUGUAUCAAUUGGGAAUUAACGUUACUGCAAAAUCAUUAUCAUCCUUCUGCCAGUUUGUUCGCUAAUAAAAUGUUGGAAGGAGAAUCGAUUAGCUAUGAAGGUGAUCCUCUGGAAAAUUUUACAUUGAAACGUUUUAUGGACCGAUUUGUUUUCCGUAAUCCAAAGCAAAUUGAUAAACAAAAGGCAGCACAAGCAGCGAAAAGCACCGUAUUUGCUAGAUUAAAUAAGUCUAAAGUAACACCAAUCCAAGAUUUGGCUAACGCACCUAAAUCAAAUGUACCUUUAGAGGAGCAAUUUAUUUAUGACUAUCUGGUUCAAAAGAAAAAAGAAGCUGAAGAAAAUGAACAAUUUAAGGACAACGAAAGUGUUUCAAGUGAAGACUUCGAAAGACUUUUGCUUAAAUUUGAACCCGACAUUGAUGCUGAUACUGAUUUCAUGAAUAUAUCUUGUAAGAAGGAUAAAAAGAAAAAAGGUAAACAUGAUGCAGAAGGAGAAGAGAGCUCAGGAAGUGACGAUUCACUAAGUGACGAUGACUUUGAUAUGGAUUCGGACGAUGAGUUCUAUCGUGAGGCAUUUGAUGACGUUGAUGAGGAUCUCGCUGAAGUCGAGUUCGCUGGCGAUGAAACUUUUCUUUCAGACAAAGAAGAAGGAUCGGAAGAUGGAGAAGAUAUGGACACCUCUAAAUAUAAAAGAAGAGGAAGGGAUAAAAAUAUGGUCAACCUAUUUGCUGCUGCUGACAAAUUUGCUCAUCUGUUGGAAGGAAAAGAAUCAGAUGAAGAGAAUAAAAAUAAUUCGGAUGAUGAUGACGAUGAUGAUGAUGAUAAUAACAGGAGGAAUAAACGCAAUAAGAGAAGAAUGCCUAAAAGAAAACCAAAUCAGAAAUUUAAAAGACGAAGAUGAAUGCAUAGUUAUUCUAAAUCAAUCAAAAUUUCUUAUUUUUGUUGAAAAUUACAAUUGGAAAUAGCUUUUUUGUAAGAUACGACUUCAUGUUUCUAAUUUAAUAAAUCUCACUCCUCUAUCCAAA
This is a messenger RNA of Tetranychus urticae (two-spotted spider mite), 2875 nucleotides long. RefSeq names its product Nucleolar complex protein 1 (gene Noc1). Gene Ontology annotation, cellular component: nucleus. Lineage: Eukaryota; Metazoa; Arthropoda; Arachnida; Trombidiformes; Tetranychidae. The record is from RefSeq and is a predicted model, not a curated record.